Cryptomeria japonica (Japanese cedar) is the source of this 1143-nucleotide messenger RNA. RefSeq names its product GRAS family protein RAM1-like. Bases 1 to 1143 code for a protein of 380 amino acids. The record is from RefSeq and is a predicted model, not a curated record. The transcript has a single exon. Gene Ontology annotation, molecular function: DNA-binding transcription factor activity; sequence-specific DNA binding. Gene Ontology annotation, cellular component: nucleus. Gene Ontology annotation, biological process: regulation of DNA-templated transcription. NCBI's taxonomy places the organism in Eukaryota, Viridiplantae, Streptophyta, Pinopsida, Cupressales, Cupressaceae.
AUGAUAGGCGAGGAGAAAUAUGAUUACGCUGCGUCACUGGUGAGCAAAUGCGAAGAUUUGUCUUUUCAGCUGGGGAAUCCCACACAGAGGCUCGGCUAUUAUAUCUCUGACGCCCUGCAGGAGACAAUCAAACGCCAGAGUCUCGGCAUGUUAAACAACCUAGAUAAACUAGUCCCUGAUUUUGCCUUCAAUAUAGAUGGUGAAAUUGACAAAAAUGAGUUUCGCAGUUUCCUUGCUUACUCUAAUAGAGUUCUACCCUAUGUAAAAGUAAUUCAGUUCACGUCUGUGCAGGCGAUCAUAGACGUCGUGGGGAAAGCCAAGAAAAUUAAUGUAAUUGAUCUAGGGAUGCGAACUGAGUCGCACUGGACAGUAUUGAUGGAGUAUCUUGCACACAGAUCUGUUUCCUCUUCUUUCCCUACGCUUAACCUUCUCAGGAUUACAGCAGUUGGCAUGGAUGGCGAAGGGCUUAGGAACACCGAAAAAAGACUUCAUGAGCUGGCUAAAUCCUACGGAAUUCCAUUUUCUUACAACAUGGUGGAGAUCGAAAACAUAGAGGAGAUUAAGGAAGAGUUAUUCACCGUUAGACAUGGUGAGGCUUUGGCAGUUUAUGCUCCAAUUGUUCUCAGAAGUUUGUUAUAUGACCCCGUCGUUCUGGACAACGUCUUAAGUGUUAUCAAGAACCUGAGGCCAAGGGUAAUGGCGCUUCUUGAAAUAGAAGCGCAGCAUAAUUCUCCAUCUUUUGUAAAUAGAUUCAGCGAGGUUCUUUUCUAUUACAUGGCGUAUUUUGAUUUGUUGGAUGUUAGCUUAAUAGAUAGAAAUGAUAUUAAUAGGGUGAAGCAUGAAGAAUUGAUUACUGGAAGUCAGAUAAGUAAUAUAAUAGUCUAUGAGGGGAAGGAGAGGUCUGUUAGGCAUGUUGGAACUGAUGUAUGGAGAUGUUUGCUCAAACAAGCAGGGUUCAGGGAAAAGAGCUUCAGCUUUCAAGCUAUGUAUCAGGCUAGAUUGUUAUUAGGAGAACAUGCUUCUGGAGAAUAUUAUACUUUGGAGGCCGAUGGACUUGCCAGAAUUUUAAGGUGGAAAGGAACACCAUUUAUCGCACUCUCGGCAUGGAGUGCUGUAAGAAUGAUCGUUCAUGGCGAUUGCUGA